This is a messenger RNA of Spinacia oleracea (spinach), 2188 nucleotides long. RefSeq names its product alpha-L-fucosidase 1. The transcript is spliced from 3 exons. The coding region runs from base 102 to 1676 and encodes 524 amino acids. Gene Ontology annotation, cellular component: lysosome. The record is from RefSeq and is a predicted model, not a curated record. Gene Ontology annotation, biological process: glycoside catabolic process; fucose metabolic process. Gene Ontology annotation, molecular function: alpha-L-fucosidase activity. Lineage: Eukaryota; Viridiplantae; Streptophyta; Magnoliopsida; Caryophyllales; Amaranthaceae.
AAAAAACAAAAAGAAAAGAAAUCUAAAAAGUCAAAACACUAAAAAAAUCUCCAAUCCACUACACUACUACAGUCUCUCUCUUCAUUUUCUGGGUUUCUGCCAUGGAUGAAUCCAACAAAUAUCUCAAAAUUCUCAUCUUUCUCCUCCUCCUCACUUUCUCUCUCCCCUCUUCCCUCCCUCUUCUCCACCAUCCACCACCACCGCCACCACUACCACUCCUCCCCAUCCCCACCUCCCAGCAACUCUCAUGGCAGCUAACAGAAAUGGCCAUCUUCUUCCACUUCGGCACCAACACUUUCACCGACUCCGAAUGGGGCGACGGAAAAUCCGACCCAUCAGUCUUCUUCCCCUCCAACUUCGACGCUAAGCAGUGGGUCACCGUCGCAAAAUCCGCCGGAUUUUCCCGCGUCAUUCUAACCGCGAAACACCAUGAUGGGUUCUGCCUUUGGCCGUCUUCUUACACUUAUUAUUCUGUGAAAUCCAGUAAUUGGCGAGGUGGAAAUGGCGAUGUUGUGGGUGAUUUGGCCGUUGCUGCGAAAGAGAGUGGGAUUCAAUUGGGGUUGUAUCUUUCUCCUUGGGAUCGCCAUGAGAAAUGCUAUGGGAAUACUUUGGAGUAUAAUGAGUUUUUUCUGGGUCAAAUGACUGAAUUGCUCACUAGAUAUGGGGACAUCAAGGAGGUAUGGUUGGAUGGUGCUAAGGGGGAGGGCGAAAAGGAUAUGGAAUAUUUCUUUGACAUAUGGUUUGAUCUAAUUCAUCAACUGCAACCUGAAGCAGUAAUAUUUUCUGAUGCUGGGCCUGAUGUCCGGUGGGUUGGAGAUGAAGCUGGUGUUGCUGGUUCUACAUGCUGGUCUUCUUUCAAUAGGAGUGCUGCCAAAAUCGGUGACACUGAUUCACAGUAUUCACGCGGAGGAGACCUACAUGGGCAUGAUUGGGUACCUGCUGAAUGUGAUGUUUCCAUCAGAGCUGGUUGGUUUUGGCAUGCAUCAGAAGCACCAAAAUCUGCAUUGUCUCUUCUUGAUAUCUACUACAAAUCAGUAGGAAGAAAUUGUCUUCUACUGCUAAAUGUUCCCCCAAACUCAUCUGGUCUUAUAUCAGAUGAAGAUAUACAAGUGCUUCAAGAUUUUGCUGAUCUUCGGACCUCCAUAUUUUCCAAUAAUCUGGCUAAGCAUGCCAUUGUGACUGCCAGUAGCACACGAGGAGAUAGUGAUUCUCGCUUUUGUGCCUCCCGUGUACUUGAAGAAAGUAUUUUUACUUAUUGGGCUCCAGAAAAGAACCAAGCUCAUUGGAUAUUGUAUAUAGACUUGAAGGAUACAGUGGGUUUCAAUGUUUUGCAACUUCAAGAACCAAUUCAUUUGGGGCAAAGGAUCCUGUUUUUUCAUGUUGAUAUCAUGCAAGACAGGGGAGAAUGGAAGAAAAUUUUGAAUGGGACAACUAUUGGAUAUAAGAGACUUUUACAAAUCCCGAGAGUGGAAGCUCGAUACUUGAGGUUGGUGAUCGAGAAAGCUCGUGGAGAUCCUCUUAUUUCCUUUGUUGGGGUUCAUAUGGAUCCUUAUUUAAACUUGACAAGCUUAGUUGAUACAUCCGAAAAGGUGCCAUCAAAUGGACAUAGAUUCUGGAGCAAGUUUAAAGAGAUUCUCUAUACUCUGCCAUACAAGAAGAUGUCUCUAGCCAUCUAGGUAAGCCUUGCUAUGGGGGAUCAUAAAGCAGUUUAGGAAUCCGGUCUUCUUCCUCUUCUGUAUGUGUCCUUGAACGUUUGAAAAUUCACUGCUACAUGAUUGAAAGUUUCAAUCUGCUACAUGAUUCACCGUAAACAUCCGUGGUACAGAUGCUUAGUACCAGUUGUAUAUCAAUAGGUCAAUACUCUGUAUCGCCUGUGUAAUACUCUCACUCAAGUGAUCAUUGUUAUAGGUUCGGCAUGACUACAUACAUGAACGGUUUGCUGAAGAUGCGUAGUUGAUUUAUGAUUCAGGACAGAAGAUUUUUUAGGGUAAUUGUUGUAUUUUGGCUACAUAAGCACAUGUAACUAGUUUCGAAAUUGUGCUGUACUGGUAUUUCAAUCUUAGUGGUAAUCUUCUGCUGUCUCUGUGCAGUUCCACUACAUUCAGUUGAAAAUUGAGAAUAAUUGUAAUCUGAGGACAGGGAACCUGUAAAUCUCUUUGUCAUUAUAGUUCAUAAUUCUGGAUCUUCA